UUCUCCUCUCCAGUCUCUUUCACUUGCUGCUCUGACAGUGUAAGAGGAACCGGAGAGGAGCAGAUUCCUCAGGAUACUCCAAACUUCCAGAGCACCUUGGGAUGAAGGCAUUCAUUUCAAAUUUGGCUUGGAUUUUAGAAUGAAGUUUCCUUCUGUUUGUAGGAUGUUCUGAGUUUUGUGGCUGAAAAGGCUUUCAGAGGUGCUGCUUCAUGACUCGUAUGUGAGUCUCUUUCUCCUCUUGCAGCUGCUUUCUGAAGAGCUGAGGCAUUGUGUCUGCAAGCAUUUCAGUCUGUUUUCCCAGGAACAACUCAGGUUUUCCCAAUUCAAGACUGGAUACUCUCUGGCUUUGCCUUGUCCCACAAGGAAUGGACCUCCCUGUUCUUCAGUUCAUCACCAGACUGGCUUUGCUCAUCCAGGUGCAGGAAGGUGGAUAAGGCACAGCUUGGAAGGACAGAGACCUGCAAGCUCUUCUUUGUGCUUGUAUUUUAUGGAAUUCUUCUACCUACCUGACUGUGUUCUUAUCUGCUUGGUCAGAAACACCUUAGGAGUUGACUUUGAGAAUGAACGGUGAUGUUCUCUAGCCCCUCAUAACAUCAUACUGCAGCUGCCUCCUAUAUCAAGUCCUACUUCAAUGUGCUGCAGCUCAUCAGGACCUUGGAUCUUCUGCAAAUAGAGACUGGCAGCAGUCAACAGUCAGAUAUGACUGUCCAGAAACUGGUAGCCACAGCUGUGUUGGUAGCCCUGGUCUCACUUAUUCUUAACAAUGCAGCUGCCUUUACUCCCAAUUGGGUAUACCAGACCCUGGAGGAUGGGCGUAAGCGCAGUGUGGGGCUGUGGAAGAUGUGCUGGCUGGCAGAGAAGGGAAGAGGAGGAGGUGCAGGCACGGGCACCAGACAUGGGCAAGGGGAGGAGCGAGAGUGUGAAUCCCUGGGCUGGGGUUCAGAGUCAGCCGGGUUCCAGGAAUCUCGUAGCACUGUCAAACUGCAGUUUGACAUGAUGCGGGCCUGUAACCUAAUCGCUACCGUCGCCUUGACUGCUGGUCAGCUCAUUUUCGUCUUGGGCCUAGUGGAACUGCCUGUUAUUUCACAGGAUGUCCAGUGGUGGGAAGAAGCCAUAGCUGCUGUGUUCCAACUUGCCAGUUUUGUUCUGGUCAUUGGAUUGGUAACUUUCUACCGUAUAGGGCCCUACACCAACUUGUCCUGGUCUUGCUACCUGAACAUUGGGGCCUGCCUCCUGGCCACACUGGCAGCCGCCAUCCUCAUAUGGAACAUCCUUCACAGGCGGGAGGACUGCAUGGCGCCUCGGGUCAUUGUCAUUAGCCGCACCCUGACUGCUCACUUCCGCCGGGGGCUGGAGAAUGACUAUGUUGAGUCACCAUGCUGAGAACAUGUGCUUGAAAAGGGAGAGUCCUCUGAGGAGACUUGCAUUGGAAUUGUUUUCUAUAAGUAUACACUGUAAUUUAAAACUAAGUGUUGAAGGACAUCACAAAGCUCACUUCUUUUGAAGACGCCCUCAAUUAUUAUUUGGAUGGGCUCCAUCUAUCUAUAUAUGUAUAAUACACAUAAUUAUAUAUAUA
This is a messenger RNA of Chelonoidis abingdonii (Abingdon island giant tortoise), 1576 nucleotides long. It is a transcript of the gene TMEM204, whose product is annotated as transmembrane protein 204. NCBI's taxonomy places the organism in Eukaryota, Metazoa, Chordata, Testudines, Testudinidae. Gene Ontology annotation, biological process: smooth muscle cell differentiation; lymph vessel development; regulation of vascular endothelial growth factor receptor signaling pathway. Gene Ontology annotation, cellular component: plasma membrane. The record is from RefSeq and is a predicted model, not a curated record.